This is a messenger RNA of Elgaria multicarinata webbii, 4990 nucleotides long. RefSeq names its product FYVE, RhoGEF and PH domain containing 4 (gene FGD4). The record is from RefSeq and is a predicted model, not a curated record. Gene Ontology annotation, molecular function: zinc ion binding; guanyl-nucleotide exchange factor activity. The transcript is spliced from 17 exons. Bases 214 to 2919 code for a protein of 901 amino acids. NCBI's taxonomy places the organism in Eukaryota, Metazoa, Chordata, Lepidosauria, Squamata, Anguidae. Gene Ontology annotation, biological process: cytoskeleton organization; filopodium assembly. Gene Ontology annotation, cellular component: cytoplasm.
CUCGAGGCGGGGCAAAGAGGCAGGCAGAGAUUUCUUUUAAACCACUUCACAGUGCAGGCGAAGGCCGGUCCAGGCGGCAGGAGCAGCCGCCGCCCCUUCGCAAAAGCUGCGGGGUGAGGUGAGGGAUGAACAGCGCGGUUCCUGUCAGGGGCUGAGGGAGGGCCGGCUUCUGCCCCUUCCUCGCGUGUAGCAGAGCAGGGACGAGAAGGGACAAUGAACGGCCCCGAGAGCAUCAACUUCAGGCGACUGGCCAUCCGGAGGAAAUCCAACCCUACUCUGCACAGCGCGGCCUUGGUUUUCUUCCAGGGGACCGCGGGCGCUUCGCCUGCUUCAAGUCAGGAGCGAAGGAGAGACACUUGGAAGGAAGCGAAGCCAGCCCCGGCAGGUGGCAGUUCAUGUCCAAAGAUCUUCAUAACUCCACCUUGUUCGGCAAACAGCACAGCGAGGCUAUAUCAGCCAAACAUCUGCAAUGAAGUGGCUCAGGGAAUAAAUGGAAACGUGCCAGUUAAAAACUCCCCACGGCCAGCUUCAAAUCCAAAGCCACAAGUGCCUCCAAAGCCAUUGCACCUGCAGAAUUCACAGUCAUCCAUUGCCCACCAAACACCUAGGCAUAAAGCUUUAUAUACUACGAAGCCAAGAAUGGAGGAAGUUACACCUACCUCUUCUUGUGUAUCAAAAGAAAAAUCUAGUAAAGUGUCUGAUCUCAUCAGUCAUUUUGAAGGAGGCAGCCCAUCCAUUCCUAGUGAGCUGAAGAAAGAAUCCUCUGUCCUAAAUGUUGCUAAAUCUCAAGGAAAGCAUGGGUCAGCACCAUCACUUCAGCCAAAAUUCCUCACCCAACACCCACUACAGAAGCAGGGAAAUAGUACAGAUCAAUCUCAGGAUGUACAGAAUCGCACAGCCAAUGGAGUAGUAGCACAGAAAAAAUUGGACUGCAGGGACAGCACGUUGUCAUUUCUUAAUGCCAGUAGGGCCAUUCAGAAAGACAAUGCUUCUUUCGACAGCAGCUUGGUAAAUGGAGAAAGAGAGAGCACUAGUACAGAGUCACUGCAAACUGCAGAGGCCUGCAAAGGGCAAACCAUCAAUAACUGCUGCCGGACGCCAAGUGAGAACAUGUUCCCAUUUGGAAAAGAAACUGUAGAAAUGAUUACCAAUACAGAGGAUAAGCAGGUUGAGGAGCACAAUAAGCAAGACUCAAGUGUGGAGACAAAGGAGACAAAUGAACAGAAAUGUUACAAAAUUGCCAAUGAACUUUUGCACACUGAAAGAGCUUAUGUCAGCAGACUUGCUCUCUUGGAUCAGGUAUUUUAUUGUAAACUGGUAGAUGAAGCUAACCGGGGGUCAUUUCCUGCUGAAGUUGUUAAUAAAAUAUUUUCCAAUAUUUCAUCCAUAAAUCAAUUCCACAGUCAAUUCUUGCUGCCAGAGCUUGAGAAAAGAAUGCAAGAAUGGGACACAAACCCCAGGAUCAGUGAUAUCCUGCAGAAAUUAGCUCCUUUCCUCAAGAUGUAUGGAGAAUAUGUGAAGAAUUUUGACAAUGCAAUGGAAUUGGUUAAAACGUGGACUGAACGAUCACCUCACUUCAAAUCCAUUAUUCAAGAUAUUCAGAAACAGAAAGUCUGUGGAAAUCUGACCCUGCAACAUCAUAUGCUAGAACCAGUGCAACGCAUUCCACGGUAUGAGAUGCUCCUGAAGGACUACCUAAGAAAAUUGCCUCAAGACUCUCUAGACUGGAAGGAUGCUGAAAAAUCCUUGGAAAUAAUAUCCACAGCAGCAAGUCACUCCAAUAGUGCCAUCCGAAAAAUGGAAAACUUGAAGAAGUUACUGGAGGUUUAUGAAAUGUUAGGAGAAGAAGAAGAUAUUGUCAAUCCUUCAAAUGAGCUCAUAAAAGAAGGACAGAUACUUAAACUUGCUGCUCGUAAUACAUCUGCCCAAGAAAGAUACCUUUUCUUAUUCAACAACAUGUUGCUAUACUGUGUCCCCAAAUUCAGCUUAGUGGGAUCUAAGUUCACAGUUCGGACAAGAGUUGGUAUUGAUGGUAUGAAGAUUGUGGAAACUCACAAUGAAGAAUACCCAUACACAUUCCAAGUGUCUGGAAAAGAGCGAACUUUGGAGUUGCAGGCCAGUUCAGAACAAGACAAAGAAGAAUGGAUAAAGGCUCUUCAGUGUACUAUAGAUGCUUUCCAGCAAAGGAAUGAAACAUUCAGAAAUGCUAUUGCAAAAGAAUAUGACGACAUGCCUAUUGAAGUUUCUACUGCUGAACUUGGGAAGAGAGCACCAAGAUGGAUUCGAGACAAUGAAGUGACCAUGUGCAUGAAAUGCAAGGAGUCCUUCAACGCGCUGACAAGGAGGAGGCAUCAUUGCCGAGCAUGUGGGCAUGUGGUUUGCUGGAAAUGUUCUGAUUACAAAGCUCAUCUUGAGUAUGAUAGCAAUAAACUGAACAAGGUUUGUAAAGACUGCUACCACAUUAUAACAGGGUGCACAGACAGUGAAGAAAAGAAAAAGAGAGGAAUCUUAGAGAUUGAAUCAGCAGAAGUGUCUGGCAACAGUGUGAUAUGUAGUUUUCUCCAAUAUUUGGAAAAAUCCAAGACUUGGCAAAAGGCCUGGUGUGUGAUUCCAAAACAGGAAGCCCUUGUGUUGUAUAUGUACGGUGCUCCACAGGAUGUGAAAGCACUGGCUACUAUUCCAUUGUUGGGAUAUGCAGUCGAUGACACUCCAAGAAGUGCUGACCUGCCACACAGUUUCAAAUUGACUCAGUCCAAGUCUGUGCAUAGCUUUGCUGCAGAUAAUGAGGAACUGAAGCAGAAGUGGUUGAAAGUCAUCCUUUUGGCUGUCAAAGGUGAAACGCCAGACUGCCCAAAUGAUUUGCAGAUGGGUUUGGAGGAUCUGCAUGAAAACUCUGCAAAAUUGGAAUCUGAAACUUAACACAAGUGGUCUGUAAGAUAUAUUUUUCCCCACUCAAAUGUGGGGUGACACUACUUCUGAAAAAAAACAAAGAAGAAGCCAGCCUUCCUAACUCUACCAUAUUUCUUAGCACUUUAUGUUGGAAAAGAAAAAAAUGUUCAUCUUUUUAGAGAACCUUUUCUUAUAUUUGUUGUGUCAAUAAAAUUAAUGUACAGAGCCAUUCCACAUUUUUCUUUUUAUUAAAUGAAUGUCUUCAUCAAACGUUGCCAAUAUUACUGUACUACUACUUUUUCUAAGAAAAUAACAUCAUAUGAAAGGUAAGCUAUUGGCCAAGAAAUAGCUGUUUUUCAUUAUGAUGUCAGUACUGGUAUAUCUUGGUUCUUUUCUCGGAUUCAUAGCUAUGUAUUUAAAAGAUAUACCUCUACAUUGCCAAAAUAGAUGUGUAGUGGAAUGUAAAGACAGUUUGGCUUGUUGUAUCUAAAUUCUAGCACUAUCUACACUGACUUGUACAUAGAUUCCAUCAGUUUGUGUUUGAGAACAGAAGAAAUACCCAGAGUGUCUAAAAUUUCAAAUUAUAAAAAAAAAACCUCAUUCUUUUCCAUUUUAAAAUGUAUUAAACAGUAAGUACAAUAUAUAAUAUUUGCAGGGUAUGUUAUUAGAGUGAAAUUGUACAAUACCUAAUUUUGAUUUGACUUCAUGAUGUUAGAUUCAUGCUAGCCUAUAAUUUAUUUUAAAAUAAAGCAUGCAUCCUCCUGAAAAUUUAAGAAGGGGAUUCUAAAUUAAAAGCAACUAGUGACUUGUUUAUAUCUAAUGGUAUUGAUAUUUUUAUAUAUUAAUAUAGAGCUUCAAAAGUAGCAGUAAUUCAGAUGGCAUGUAAUGGAUAUGUAACUUCUAGCUGUGUUUUGAAAAGCAUAAAGACUCCUCUUCUCAGUCCUGUGCCUGUUACCUUUGGUAGGUGGUGCUACCUUUUUAAAAUUACAAGUGCUUCAAUAAUUAAUAUACUGGUCUUAAAUGAUCACUUGUGAUCAUGUACGUUGCCUUUAUAGCUGGUCACUAACACUCAGACCUUAAAAUUAGGGUUCAGUUUGGACAGCAUGCCAAUUAAUGGCUAAGAAAGAAUAAAUAUAGCUUGUGAUAUCUGAAUGGACAAACCAUGGUUUGUGACUGCCAGCAAAAACACAAUUGAGCCAUGUUUUGUGCAAACUAUAGCUUGACAAAAUGUUUUAAAUCUACAGGUCAUAGUUAAAGCCCCAUUUCUCUCCUUUCAGGGGCCACUGUAUUGAAAAAGUAGAAUGUUAAAUGCCUAAAAGAUGAGAGCCAACAAACUUCUCUACACCAUAGUUUGUACUUUUGCAAGCUCAAACUCUGGUUUUGGUUCUAAAAUUUCAUUAGCAAAAACUAUGAUUUGACAUGGUAACUGAACUAAGCCUUUAUAACUCUCAUUAACCAUAUAGAUGUUGUAACAGUUAAUACUACUGUAUUGACUGUAUUAUGUGAUCCAUACACCCAUUAAAAUAGGUGACAUAUAUGCCAUUGGCAUCUAUGAUAUGUGACUGCACCCACCAUCUGCAUGGAUUAUUAUACACUGUAUUGUGUAAUGUAAUAUAUAUGAAUUCUGAUUUUGCAAUACUGAGGGAGUAAUUUCUUUAAAACCUGUGUGCUUGAAUCUUACUUUAGUAAAUAAAGGAUUUUUAGCUAAGUGUAUCUUAUGCUACAAUCCUAUACUCGCUUACCUAAGAGUAAGCCUGUUUGACAACAGUGGCACUUGCUCCUGAGAAGGCAUGUAUAGGAUUGCAAUGCAAAUUAAAUUUCACAGUAUUGAGCCAAUUAAUCAUAGUAACAACUUUAUUGUAAUGUACUAAUUAUUCAAAACAAUUGUCUCACACUUUUGGGAUGGUAUACAAUAACUUAAACCAAUAAUAUUGGCAAUUAGAAAUCCAAAUUAAAUUUCCAGUAUUUGACUGGAAAACACAUACACAACUAGUUGAAGCAUUCUCUGCUAAAUAGCCACCAUUAAGUGAUACAAAAUGAGAAAAUCAUUACUAAAAGUACAUUUGGAGAUGUGUCUAGACUCUGUAAAUCACAUUUUAAA